GUACCAGCUCCCUAGUUGCAAGCUUCCAGAGCGCCGGGUGCUGCAGAAGAAAGAAAGACCCGGCUGUCAAAUUACCCGGCGCUUGGAGAUGACGUUUGCAGACAGUAAAAUUUUGUCUGGUAGGGCUCAGACUACAGGAAAGGGACCCUCUAUUGACGAACGUGCCUUACGAAAAACUGAUCAUCACUGUUCAUAAAAAACACUUCUCUGUCAGUCAUGCUGCCCCUGAAGGAGAAGGAUAAACCUAUCAUCCAGAAGUUGCUGUCAGCUGGCUGCUGCGCUCGCUGUAUCCUCAGAUUCUGCUGCGUGAGUGUGCAGGCGGCAUACCGGAAGCCACCAGAGGAAACACUUGAAGAACUUCAAAUUUUCAUCAACGAUACAAAAAAUGAUAAAUGUCAAGAUUCAGUAGCUCUAGACUCCACAGAUGAGUACAAAUCGAAAGAUGCUGCAGAAUCAGAAACAUCUGAAGAUCCUCCCAAUAAAAGAGCAAAACUGGAAACCAGUAUAACUGAUGCUCAAUCAGAAGAAGGGGCAGCCGCUGUGGUCAAAUUAAAGGAUGGGGACUCGCGUGUAUGUGUGGUGUGUUUGGGAAUCCUGCAGGAACUAUGUGGUACAACCCAGGCGGUAAAGAUAACAGAGGCAGUGAAGGCAGGAAACUACGAGUUUGACACACUGGUGCUGUCUGUGUCUCUGCCCGCUCAGCUCUGUGUCCGUGAGCACUCCUGUUGGCUCCACGUGAAGAAGGAAGUGAGAGAAAAGGGCUUAGUGCUCAACAAGGACGAUGUCAUCCAGGUCAAGGAGGCCUUCAAGUGGAUCAUGCAGGGCAUGGUUGCCAAGGAGCUGGGGGGCAUUGCUGUGGUUACCAAGGUCAGCCCGUUUGAGGUCAGCGUGGAGUUCACUCAUUCAGAGACAGAUGCUGACUGCCACUUCCUAGCUGCAACAUGUCCUGACUGCUUCAAGCCUACCAAGAACAAACAGUCUGUGUUUACUCGCAUGGCGGUGGUCAAAGCUCUGGAAAAAAUACCCGAUGGCAAAUUUUUGAAGCACUACCCCUGUCCUCCAAAGCAGCCUACCAGCAGUUGCAGCCCUCAGGAGGUCCAGUGUCUGCGCGUGUCUGUGUUUGUGGCAGGGAGAUACAACAAGUUCUGUCGCAGUCUGCCUCAAACUCCCUGGGUGAUCGAUGGAGAGAGGAGGAUGGAGUCUUCGGUGGAGGAGUUGAUUGCGGCGCCUAUCCUCUCUGCCUUUAGAGCAGAUGGUUUUAAUUUCUCUUCAUCUGGCAGAGAGGAUGUGGAUGUCAGGACUCUUGGGAAUGGACGUCCAUUUGCGAUGGAGCUGCUGAAUCCUCACAAAUCCAGAUUCAGCAAAGAGCAGAUGAAGCAGCUACAGGAGACCAUUAACCAGUCGUCAGACAAAAUCAAAGUGAGAGACCUGCAGAUUGUUACCAGAGAGGCUAUGAGCCGCAUGAAGGAGGGAGAGGAGGAGAAGACCAAGUCAUAUACAGCUCUCGUGUGGACCCAGAAACCCAUCCAGAGAGAAGAUAUCUCUUUUAUUGAUGACAUCAAGGAUCUGACUCUGGACCAAAAGACCCCUUUGAGGGUUCUGCAUCGACGGGCGCUGGCUGUCCGACAGCGAGCCAUCCACAGCAUGAGCACUCGCUUCCUGGACUCUCAUCAUUUCUACCUAAGAUUGAAGACACAGGCCGGGACUUACAUCAAAGAGUUUGUCCACGGAGACUUUGGCCGAACGAACCCCAACCUGUGCCAGCUGCUGAAGACCGACACAGACAUCCUGGAACUGGAUGUGGAGUCUGUGGAUGUGGACUGGCCUCCCCCUGUGCCAGAGUGAAUGCUGCACUGCCACACAGACGCUGCUCUUGUCCUGUUUCUGAGAGGAUUCAGCUUGGACUGCACUGGUUCCAUCUGCUCCUGGAUUUCUGUUAGACCACAGUGCUGAACUGUCAGCAAACAGGUUCUGACAGUUGUGGUGAAACCAUCAUGGUGUGUGGAGGAGAGGAAAACACAAAUUAUAGCCACACAGUUCUCUCGGUUGGCUAGUCUGCUUUGUCUGGAUUUAUUUUUCAUCUUCACAAUGUCGACUGUGAAUCUUGAGUCUGAAGUAAUUUAAUAAAUAAUAGUGCCCUUGUUCUGUUUUGAGUUUUUUCAGGGCCAAGUGGAUAAAGUAGUUUGUAUGUAAAGAUGAAAAACAUGGUCCUUCCAUUUUUGUGUACAUACUGGUACUUAUUUGCUUUCAAGUGUAUCAAAAACUGUCAUUUUUCUUUGAAGCAGAAUGUCAAAUAAGACAGGCUAAUGUGUAAAAUGUAGUUAUACUCUUAAAACCUAAAAAAUGUUAUUAAAUUGUAUUAUAUUUUUUCUGUA
Molecule: messenger RNA, 2375 nt
Organism: Oreochromis aureus
Lineage: Eukaryota; Metazoa; Chordata; Actinopteri; Cichliformes; Cichlidae
Gene: pus10
Product: pseudouridine synthase 10
Exons: 18
Coding region: 217-1845 (542 amino acids)
Biological process (GO): tRNA pseudouridine synthesis
Molecular function (GO): pseudouridine synthase activity; RNA binding
Source: RefSeq, a predicted model, not a curated record